Messenger RNA from Saitoella complicata NRRL Y-17804, 900 nucleotides. RefSeq lists its product as uncharacterized. The record is from RefSeq and is a predicted model, not a curated record. The annotation marks the transcript as partial. The transcript has a single exon. Lineage: Eukaryota; Fungi; Ascomycota; Saitoellomycetes; Saitoellales; Saitoellaceae.
CAUGGAGACAAGGGAGCAGGAAGCACACCCGACGGCCAAGGACUGGGCAGCCCUGAAAGAGCUCCACUCAAACCAAGGCUACAAAGACGGCAUCCACCACGGCCGCACCUCCUCCGCCCAACCCGGCUUCGACGCCGGCUACUCCACUGCCUCCCCUCUCGGUCUUCGCGCAGGACGUCUCCUUGGCGUCCUCCACUCCUUGCAUAUUCGACACCCGGCUAACUAUGCUAUUACGGAAUUAUUGGAUUGGGCGGAGGAGAAGUUACAAGAUGUAGAGGUAUUUGGGAAGGAGUACUUUGAGGGGACGGGGAUAGAGAAAUAUGCGGCUGGGGCGGGGGGGCAUGCGGGGAUUGGGGAGGUUGAGGGGAGGGUUAGGGAGGUGUUGAAAGAAAUGGGGAUUGAGAUCCGCUUCUGAGGGCUACUGCAAGGAGAAUCAUACUGAUGCCGGCAGUGACGAGCAUGGCCAUGGCGGUGUCUUGGAGGGUGUUGAUGCACCGUGGGAUCCAGGCGGCCUCUCCAGCGACAUGGCUCGACGUCAGUCACGACAGGCACGGCGACCGCGAGUGACAGAAGUGCACCGAAAAGCCCCAAGAGUCGCAGAUUAUGUCCACUUACUUUAUGGGGACUAUGUGUUCGGAAGCGCCUCCUCAAAGUCCACCAUUACGCCGUACGAUAUGUGUUUGAAUCGUAUCACUACCCGGGCCUUUGUGCAAAAGACGCAUACGCGGGGCGAAAUCACAAUGGCUCAGGAAGCCUGUCACUUUCAUCUUGGCAGUUGCAAGUGGCCUUUCAAAGAUUGGAGGGCCAUACGCUUCCGAAAUGGGGCCAUAUUGCUUGAAGUCAUGACACUGCCAGAUCGGACUACCAGGAACCCCAAUGCUGCAAUUUAGCAAACCGAGA